AGAUGUGUCACUUUAACUAUGUCAUUUUAACAGAUCGUGUUGAAUAAAAUAAUAAUUUUAUUCUAUUUUAAUGAACAAUAAAGUUAAUUGUUUGAAUAUAAAACGUAAAAUUAUUUCGGAUAUUUGAUUUUAUAAAUAGUAGAUAAAAUCAAACACAAUUAACAUAAAAAUGUCGAAGAUUGAGGAAGGUAACGCGCAUUUGCGAGCUGCUGAAAAAAGUCUUAAAACAGGCUUAUUGAAAUGGAAACCAGAUUAUGAAUUAGCAGCUGAUGAAUAUAAUCAAGCAGCUACCUGCUUUAGGAUUGCAAAAUCAUAUAAGCACUGUAAAGAUGCCCUGCUAAAAGCUGCUGAUUGCUACAAGGAAAGUCGAUCAUGGUUUCAUGCUGCAAAAAGUUUAGAACAAGCUUUAUUAAUAUUGCGAGAUAUGGGAGAUUUCACAGAAAUUCCAAAUCUAGCACAUAGGUCAUGUUCUUUAUAUCAACAACAUGGAUCACAAGAAUCCGGAGCUACUGUUCUUGACAAAGCUGGAAAAAUGCUCGAAUCAACAGAUCCCGAAGCAGCACUACCACUAUUUCAAAGAGCUGCAGAAAUCGUUAUUGGAGAGGACAGUCCUAGACAAGCUGCCGAGUACCUAAGUAAAGCAGCACGAAUUUUAGUCAAAUUAAAAAUGUAUGAUGAAGCUGCGAAUGCAAUUAGACGAGAAAUAGGAAUGCACCAACGUAUCGAACAUACUCCUUCUGUUGGACGAUUAGCUGUAGUUUUGGUGCUUAUUCAAUUAGCAAGAGGAGAUCAAGUUGCAGCUGAAAAAGCAUUCAGAGAGUGGGGAAAUUAUUGUGAUGCACCUGAAAUUCAAACAUUAGAGAUGCUCUUACAAGCAUACGAUAACGAAGAUGCUAAUGCAGCUAGGGUUGCUUUAAAUAGUCCAUUCAUUAAGCAUAUGGAUGUUGAAUAUGCAAAAUUGGCCCGAGGAUUGCCAUUACCACAACAAGAAUAUGCUGUACCACCUGCAGGUGUUCGGGCAAAUGCUGCACAACCUUAUGUAUCUCCUAGUUUAGAAAAGUCUCGAGAAGAAACCGUGGAAGCAGAAGUCAGUCAAGUACAUGAAAAGAAAGUUGAGUCGAUUGAAGAAAUGCUCUCCAAAACAAAAAUAUCAAAUAAAUCUUCACAAGAUUUGCCAGAAACACCACCAGAGGAAGAAAGUGAAGAAAAAAAAACUGAAGAAAAGAAAAAUGAUAAAGUAGAAGAUGAGUAUGAAGAGGGAUUGUGCUGAUCAAUUAAAUAUUUUAUCAUAUAAAUAAUAAAAUUCAUUAAUAGUUGUUAUUGGAAUGCAUUAUUUUUCAAUUGUUUGACUGAAUAUUUUAUCGUAUACAUCAGAAAUAUAAAAUAUAUAAUAAUGUUGACAAACGAUAAAAAGAUAAUUUAAAAAGAAAUAUUUUUAAGACUGUUGUUGAUGACAGCUUAUCGUAAUUAUAUUUAAAGACAUUUAUUCCGUAUAUUAAAAAUAUCGAUACAUCAUUGGACCUAUUGAAAAUAGUAAAUUCAUUUGAUAGUAUUUUUUGUCUAAUAAUAAAACAUAAAAACCGAUAAAAUUAUACUUCAAGUAGAGAAUUAAUUCUAAUUAAAAAUAAAGAUCAUUCAAUCUUAAUAAUUAUAAUUUAAAAAAUUUAUCGUAUGGAAUUGUAUUAUAGGUAAUGCUUUUAUGAACUUUGUGCUUUCAUUAUCUUCCUGAUCUCAUUAGAUUCUUAACUUAAGAAUAAUGGACUAUUGUAAAGAUACUCACAUUUACAUUAAUUAUUAUGAAACAAAGUAUUCUGCAAGUUAUAAUGGACGCUUGAUACAUUAUACACAUUAAAUAAAAUUAAUAUAUUACUUA
Molecule: messenger RNA, 1873 nt
Organism: Chelonus insularis
Lineage: Eukaryota; Metazoa; Arthropoda; Insecta; Hymenoptera; Braconidae
Product: gamma-soluble NSF attachment protein-like
Exons: 8
Coding region: 170-1270 (366 amino acids)
Biological process (GO): intracellular protein transport
Cellular component (GO): vacuolar membrane; SNARE complex
Molecular function (GO): syntaxin binding; soluble NSF attachment protein activity
Source: RefSeq, a predicted model, not a curated record